CACUGGUCGACGCUAGGAAGAAGAAGAAGAAAAUAAUUUGCCACAAUCACAAUUUAAUUUCUUUAGUUUUUUGGGUUUUUAUUAAAAUUAAGAGCACGCACCGAAUCAAAAAGGCGGACAGUGGCAGCCGAACUGAGUUUUCAAUCAGAAGAUAAUAGUCAAUUAAGUGGUUUGCCAAUUUGCCCCGAACACAGAGCAAAGCAACAACAACACCCACACUAAAUACAAAUUUUCAGUUCUUCGCCAGAUGUUCAUACGUCGCCUCGCCAUCAACCGAAACCGAAUUUCCACUCGCAACCGAUUCUUCCAGGCUUCCAACUGAACUCCACCAUGGACGUAUCCGCAUCCACGUCGUUUGAAUCCUCGCCGGACAAGCGGAGCAGCACCUAUGUGGGCGACAAUACCUUAUAUGACAGUGCCCUGGACCACCAGCUGUCCACCACGGCCUACAAGUCCUGUAAUGAGAGCCUUGUCAGCCCCUUAAGUUCGGCCAACAAAACAGCCAGUGCGGAAUUUGGCAAUGAAUCGGCCGUCUUCAAGGCUUUUGGAUCCCCGGCGUCGGCAGCUUUCAACAGUCCUACGCCAGCUCUCAAUGCCAGCAUGCUGCUGAUUCAGUCCGAGAGCACCGACACAAAUACCUCGCAGGAGGAGGUGGACCCCAAGUCGCAGCUGGCCAACAAGACAAUAUUCAAGACGGAUAAUCCCAACCUGUCAAUUAUAGAGAUUAACGAUAACUCGAUUAAGGAGGAGGACCUCGAGAAGGUGGUGCUGGUGGAGGGCGACAGUGUAAAGAACCUACUGAAGAAGUCGCCCAGCAAAGACACUACGGCCAACGCGGACAAGAGACGCCGCAAGGAGUCGCUGCUGCAGACGAGCAAGCAAAAGCUGGACAUCUCCAUUGCCGAGGCCUCGGCGGCCGCUGAUGGCGAUGGCGAGAAGCGGGAUCUGGUGCCGGUCAUCGAUCAGCCGCCGCAGACCAAGCGCGAAAUCACAAUCUACGACACCAUCGAGGAGUUCGAACAGAAUCUGCCGUCGACGGUGACGCUGCUCAACACGCCAUUCGGCAGCAAGGUCUAUCUCGUGGGCACGGCCCACUUUAGUGAGGAGUCGCAGGAUGACGUCUCAUUUGUCAUUCGCAAUGUCCGUCCAGAUGUGGUCAUGGUUGAGCUGUGUCCAUCGCGUAUACACAUCCUGAAGCUCGAUGAAAAAACGCUGUUGGAAGAGGCCAAGAGCAUCAAUAUUCCCAAGAUUCGCGGAAUCCUGCACACUCAUGGCUACAUCAACGGCAUCUUCUUCAUCCUGCUGCUGCAGAUGAGCGCCCAGAUCGCCAAAGAUUUGGGAAUGGCACCGGGCGGCGAGUUUCGGCGUGCCUUCGAGGAGAUCCACAAGCUGCCUGGCUGCAUCCUGCACCUGGGCGAUCGUCCCAUCCGCAUCACACUGUACCGCGCCCUGCGUGCUUUGUCCCUGUGGCAGACGAUGAAGCUGGUCUGGCGCCUGACCUUCACCGACAGCAUCAGCAUCGAGGAGGUGGAGGAGUGCAAGCAAAGCGAUCUGCUGGAGAAGCUGAUGCAGGAGAUGGCCGGCGAGUUUCCCGCCUUCUCUGACGUUUUCGUGCGCGAGCGCGACCUUUUCCUGUGCCACUCGCUGCAGCUGGCUGCACUGCCACAGGCGGCGCCGGGUGCCCAGCAGAUCCGUCCGGUACGCGUGGUCGGAGUUGUGGGCAUCGGCCAUGCCAAUGGCAUUGCCAAGAUGUGGGGCACCGUGGACCCCAAGAAGAUUCCGGCCAUUCUCGAAAUUCCACCGGCCAGCCUGGGCCAACGCGUCUGCAAAUAUACGCUGAAGUACGGGUUAAUUGGCCUGGGAUGCUACGGUGCCUUCCGCUUUUUCCGGCCCCGCCUGACCCGCUUCUUUUAGAUGGACUGUGGACCAAGCAUGAGGCGACUGUGUAUCCCCUGCGUCUGCUACGUUGUUGAUUUUGUUUUUAGUACAUAACGAACGAAUCCCUGCGCUGAUUUACACAUUUAGGCGUACGCAGAUGAAGCGAAUUAGUUGUAUUGUAUUUUAUUGUACAAUGAUGUUUUGAUAGACUCGUUUAUAUACGAAAUAUAUCCCUGGAUGUAUA
Molecule: messenger RNA, 2122 nt
Organism: Drosophila takahashii
Lineage: Eukaryota; Metazoa; Arthropoda; Insecta; Diptera; Drosophilidae
Product: traB domain-containing protein
Source: RefSeq, a predicted model, not a curated record